AUGUCUAAAAUUUCAUUUUUCGAUAUAUCCUUAUUUCAAUUGAUAGGCUAUGCCUUAUUAAUCCUUCUCGCUAAAUUAUUAUAUCAUUUAAUAUAUAAUUUAUAUUUAAGUCCACUCAGUAAAAUACCGAGUCCAUUCCUUUGCUCUAUAUCAAGUAUACCCAUAAUUUUAAGAAGACCUGAAGGAAAAAUUUUUAAAUGGUUUUUUCAUUUACACAAACAAUUUGGUCCUGUAGUUCGUAUAGGUCCUUCUUUCGUUUUAUUUUCUAGUAAAAAUGCUGUAAAGCAAAUUCUUACAACUGAUAAUUUACCAAAAUCUGAUUCUCUUGCUGGAAUUCGUUCUGAUCCUAAUUUCCCUACUUUAUUCUCUGCUACUGAAAAAACUUUUCAUCAAAAACGUCGUAAACUUUUAUCUUCCGCUUUUUCAAUUAAAUAUAUUUCUACUCUUGAACCUUUAAUGCGUUCUUGUACAGACGUAUUAUUACAAAAAAUUUCAUCUCUUUCUAAUAACUCUAAUAACGUUGAUAAUACUUUAAAUAUUUAUGAGUUGAUACAAGCUUGUACUCUUGAUAUAAUUGGCGAAACCGCUUUCGGUGGUUCUUUUAAUAUAGUUGAAAAAGGAAAUCAUCCUUUACCUGAAAAAGUUUUUCAAGAAUUAAAAAGACGUGUAAUGUGUCAUACUUUCCCUUACCUAAAAUCUUUUAUGUUCAUUUUGAAAAUUAUAAAAGAACGAAGAGAACUCAAUGAUCAAGGCAAAAAACGUAAUGAUAUUCUUCAAACCUUACUUGACUCUAAAGAAGUAACUGAUGAUCCAUUAACAGAAUUCGAAAUUCAAGAUCAAAUUAUGGAAUUCGUAAUUGCUGGUAGUGAUACUGGUUCUCUUACAAUAAAUAUGGCUCUGAUAAUGCUUCUUUAUCAUCCUGAAAAACUUGAAGCUUUAGUCUCCGAACUUGAUUCUCUAAAUCUUCAUCAAUCUUCAUCAACUUUAAUUCCAUCUCAUGAUUCCUUAAAAAAUCUUAAAUAUUUAAAUGCUGUCAUCUAUGAAACUCUUCGACUGUUUCCCGCUUCAAUAGGUGGAAUCCUUCGUCAAACUACAAAAGAUACAGUGAUUGAUGGUUACUUUAUUCCUAAGGAUACUGCUGUAUCUGCUUCAAUAUGGACUGUUCAUAAAUCAAAAGAAAUUUGGGGUCCUGAUGCUGAUGAUUUUGUACCUGAACGUUGGAUAAAUUCUAAAAAUUCAUCAAUGAAAAAUGCUUUUUAUGGUUUUGGGGCUGGUUCCCGUAAUUGUAUUGGUGUUAAUUUCGCUUGGAUGGAAAUGAGAUUAUUAUUGGCUAGUUUACUAUUAAAUUUUAAGUUUGAAAUGGUCAAAAAUCAAGAUUUGGAUCUUGUACAUUUUAUUACUCCUGCUUUAAAAUCAAAAAAGUUUCUGGUUGGUGUUAAAUCACGACAUUAA
Molecule: messenger RNA, 1452 nt
Organism: Dentiscutata heterogama
Lineage: Eukaryota; Fungi; Glomeromycota; Glomeromycetes; Diversisporales; Gigasporaceae
Source: the annotation of a GenBank genome assembly